AUGUUCAACAAGUCCGCUAUCCUCGCCGCGGUGUGCGCUGCCCUUGCACCAGCCGUCUCUGCAUACACAGUCACUUAUUCGGCUUACCCUAACACCACGGUCCCGUUGGCCUGUCCUGCUCCCCCAUCCAGCUCGGGCACGUUCAAUACGGGCACCUCGGGUGCCCCGGUCUGCCACAACAUCGCUCCCGCCGCGUUCUAUGGCAACUUCACGCUCCAGAGCACUGCCCCUGUUGGCUGCGUGCUGCACACCUUCAGCGGAACUGGUUGCACCGGUACCGAAGGCCCGCUCCUCAAUAUCCCAGUCACGCUUGUCCCCGGCGUGUCGAGCGGGUGCACGCCCAUUGAGCCCCUCAGGUUGCUUCCACUCCCCCCCACUCUUCUUUCCGUCGCUUCUGUGGAGGUUAACUGCCCUUCUUCGUAA
Molecule: messenger RNA, 423 nt
Organism: Peniophora sp. CBMAI 1063
Lineage: Eukaryota; Fungi; Basidiomycota; Agaricomycetes; Russulales; Peniophoraceae
Source: the annotation of a GenBank genome assembly